AUGGCAGAGCAACAAGGAAAUUUAGAGAAAGUAGCACAUGCACCAAUUCCAUGUGUCCCAAUGACUAUAUUGCAGUAUCAUAACUUGGAGCAAAGGAAGACUGGUGCUGGAGAGUUUGUAGGUCUGUUCAUGAACGAAACAUCAGAGAAAAAGGUGGAGUUGAUAGAGGUUGUUGGUUUCAUCCUCACAGAGAACCCUCAGUACAAAGAGAAUACAUCCACCAAGAGUGACGCCACACAUCGCAGUGUCACCUUGCAAAUAUCAGAUGGUACCGACCGUCUCUUUGCCUACUUCACAGACUCUCUCGAGAUGGAGUAUCCAUUCAAGCCCAAUCAUUACUAUCACUUUAUUGGAAGAGUUAGACCACCUACAACCUUUGACAAGGAGGGAAAGAUGAUAGAGAGCCGAUCGGCUAUAUAUGUGCAGAGCUUCCGCGAGAUCACAGACUUCAAUGAGAUCACCUACCACUUCUCCAGAUGUAUGACUAACUUCCUUCGCAGCAACUUCCCUGCUUUGGUGAUGGAUGAGAUUCGCCUCAUCUGCCAAAACAAGACGAUCAACAACAAGACCAUGCGCCUUCUCGAACAAGGAAAUCACUCAAGGGAGGAUAUUGAGUAA
Molecule: messenger RNA, 618 nt
Organism: Acytostelium subglobosum LB1
Lineage: Eukaryota; Evosea; Eumycetozoa; Acytosteliales; Acytosteliaceae
Exons: 2
Coding region: 1-618 (205 amino acids)
Source: RefSeq, a predicted model, not a curated record